UGUGUUUUAUAAUGAGGGAUCAUAGCUUUGGAACCAGUGCACCAAUAAUAAUAUAACAUCGUAUCAUAUCCGACCUCGACAGACCAACCCCACAUGGCCUUAAAUCAAACCUAUCCGAUCCAGCUCCGCCCAUCUCCGCCAUGGCCACCUCUCUCUCCUCCGCCGCUCUCUCCUCCUUCCUGCCGAGCUGCCGCCAGCCCGACCACCGUGCAAUCACCCCCCAGGUGUCCCUCCUCAAAUGCUUCCUGAAGACCGAGAAAUCGCCACACCCUCUUCACAUUUGCCGGGUCCUGUCCAAAGCGCCGAGCGACCAUGCACCGUUCGCCAUCGAACACGACGAGGACGUCCUCGAAAGAGAGAGGUACGGCGGAUCAGUAGAUCUAGACGGCGAAGGGGGAGCGAGGCCGGCCGCCCUGCUGCCCGAGAGACGGUUGUCCGACGUGUGGCGCGAGAUCCACGGCGAGGACGACUGGGUGGGCAUGCUCGACCCGAUGGACCCGCUCCUGAGAUCCGAGCUCAUUCGGUACGGCGAGAUGGCGCAAGCGUGCUACGACGCGUUCGACUUCGAGCCCUUCUCCAAGUACUGCGGAAGCUGCAGGUACGGGAAGCACGAGUUUUUCGAGCGCCUCGACAUGAAGGACCGGCCCGGGUACGACGUCACGCGGUACCUGUACGCGACGUCGAACAUAAACCUGCCCAACUUCUUCAUGAAGUCGCGGUGGCCCAAGGUGUGGAGCAAGCACGCGAACUGGAUCGGGUACAUGGCGGUCUCGGACGACGAGACCACGCGGCGGCUGGGGAGGCGGGACAUCGUCGUCGCGUGGAGGGGGACGGUCACGAGGCUGGAGUGGGUGGCGGACCUAAUGGACUUCCUCGUGCCGGUGAGCUCGCAGAGGGUGCCGUGCCCGGACCCGGCCGUGAAGGCCGAGUCCGGGUUCUUGAGCCUGUACACGGACAAGGAGGACGACUGCAAGUUCGCCAAGUACUCGGCUAGGGAACAAAUCCUGACGGAAGUGAAGCGCCUGAUCGAGAAGUACCCCGACGAGGAGCUCAGCAUCACCGUGACGGGCCACAGCCUGGGGAGCGCGCUGGCCGUGUUGAGCGCGUACGACAUCGCUGAGACGGGCAUCAACGUGAGGCAGGACAGCCGGGCCGUCCCGGUUUGCGUGUUCUCCUUCGCGGGGCCCCGGGUCGGGAACGCGCGGUUCAAGGAGCGGGCGGAGGUGCUCGGGGUGAAGGUGCUGAGGGUGGUAAACGUGCACGACAUGGUGCCCAAGUCGCCGGGCCUGGUGUUCAACGAGCGGUUGCCGCGGGCGGUGAUGAAGCUCGCGGGGGGGCUGCCGUGGAGCUACUCGCACGUCGGGGCGGAGCUGGAGCUGGACCACGAGCGCUCGCCCUUCCUCAAGCCGACCGGGGACCCUGCCUGCGCCCACAACCUGGAGGCUCACCUCCAUCUGCUCGACGGGUACCACGGGAAAGGGCAGAGGUUUGUGCUGGCGAGCGGGAGAGAUCCGGCGCUGGUGAACAAAGACGCCGACUUUCUGAAGGAUCACCACCUGGUCCCACCUUUCUGGAGGCAAGGCCACAACAAGGGCCUCGUCAGGAACCACGAGGGCCGUUGGAUGCAGCCCGAACGUCCCAAGCCGGAGGAUCACCCUGCUUUCAUGGACCAUCACGUGGAGCAGUUGGGCCUCCAUAAUGGUCGCGCUUGAUCAAAAUAAAUAAGGGAUGAGCCACAUAAAUAAUUCAUGAAUUUUAAU
Molecule: messenger RNA, 1760 nt
Organism: Eucalyptus grandis
Lineage: Eukaryota; Viridiplantae; Streptophyta; Magnoliopsida; Myrtales; Myrtaceae
Product: phospholipase A1-Igamma1, chloroplastic
Exons: 4
Coding region: 141-1712 (523 amino acids)
Biological process (GO): lipid metabolic process
Molecular function (GO): glycerophospholipase activity
Source: RefSeq, a predicted model, not a curated record